CGAACCGGAAGAAGGCGUUAGCUACUGAGGAAAGGGUUGCUAACCAGCGUUAGCAUUUAGUAAUCAAGACGUAGCAGGCUAGUUGAAUGUGCGAGACUGCUUGAUGCAGCCAGACUGUUGUCUGCAGUGCAGUGUCAGGGGAGUCAGUCGAAGAGCCACUUGUAUUUAGCACUUUUAGCUGCUAGCGAGCAAAUCCCUUCCACAGAAGGUUGCAUUCAAUUUGCUGAAAGAUGGGUACAAGAGACGACGAAUACGAUUAUUUGUUUAAAGUGGUGCUGAUUGGAGACUCUGGCGUGGGAAAGAGUAACCUCCUGUCUCGCUUCACCCGCAACGAGUUCAACCUGGAGAGCAAGAGCACCAUCGGGGUGGAGUUCGCUACGCGCAGCAUCCAGGUUGACGGCAAGACGGUGAAGGCCCAGAUCUGGGACACGGCAGGACAGGAGCGCUACAGGGCUAUCACCUCAGCGUACUACCGUGGCGCUGUGGGGGCUCUGCUGGUGUAUGACAUCGCUAAGCACCUGACCUACGAGAAUGUGGAGCGCUGGCUGAAGGAGCUGCGGGAUCACGCUGACAGCAACAUCGUCAUCAUGCUGGUGGGCAACAAGAGUGACCUGCGCCACCUCAGGGCCGUGCCCACUGACGAGGCCAGGGCAUUCGCAGAGAAGAAUGGCCUUUCUUUCCUGGAAACGUCAGCCCUGGAUUCCACUAACGUAGAGACGGCCUUCCAGACCAUUCUGACAGAAAUCUACCGCAUCGUGUCCCAGAAGCAGAUGUCAGACCGCCGAGACAACGACAUGUCGCCUAGCAACAACGUAGUGUCCAUCCAGGUGCAGCCCACCGAGAACAAACCCAAGAUGCAGUGCUGCCAGAGCAUCUAGCAGCCCCCCUACCACCACACACACACACACACACACACACACACAACCUCACACCCACACACCCACACAACCACACAACCACACAACCACACACACACACACACACACACAACCACAACCACACAUACACACACACACACACAGACACACACACUCACCAUCCAAGCCCCCCUCUCCUCUGUAAGACUGCUUUGGUCCUGGGCUGCAGCUCUGUUAGGCAGACAGGAGCGCGGUGAGGCCAGGCCUGAAUGGCUUUAAAGAGUCACCACCUGCAGUCUCUGGACUGAGCUUUUAAGUUUGGGGCUUUUUUUUUAAUUAUUAUUAUUUUGUUUUUGUCUUUUAUUUUCUGCCGUUGUAGGCUUUUUAUAUUGCAAAAAAUUAAUAAUCACAUGUGCUGAUCUUCACAGAAAUGUCUUAAUAUAUAUGAUUUUGUUUUUGUUUGUGUGUGUGUGUGAGUGUGCGUGGAUGUGUGUUUGUUUUUUUUGUUUGUUUUUUUCUCAGCAACAUGUGGUAUUUGUUCAUGCUGUAUGUCUUAUGAGAGGGCACCACCUGAUUGGUCUGUCUUAUUGACAGGUGAUGGGAUGGACAGGGAAGGGGGUUGGGCUUGACCGGCUCUGAUUGGAGGGCUGGCUUAUUAGUGCUGUGGCAGGCUCUGAUUGGAUGGUUUAUAGAUGCUGAGAGAUUCCGAUUGGGUGGCUUUGUAACAUCCUCAUCACUUGACCUGGAUAUGUGUCAGUCCAACAUUAAAGUCCUUUGCAGAGAUUGGACAACAACAAAACCCCACAA
Molecule: messenger RNA, 1664 nt
Organism: Clupea harengus (Atlantic herring)
Lineage: Eukaryota; Metazoa; Chordata; Actinopteri; Clupeiformes; Clupeidae
Gene: rab11a
Product: RAB11a, member RAS oncogene family
Molecular function (GO): GTPase activity; GTP binding
Source: RefSeq, a predicted model, not a curated record